Molecule: messenger RNA, 1808 nt
Organism: Octopus sinensis (East Asian common octopus)
Lineage: Eukaryota; Metazoa; Mollusca; Cephalopoda; Octopoda; Octopodidae
Product: DNA polymerase delta subunit 2
Exons: 11
Coding region: 125-1534 (469 amino acids)
Biological process (GO): DNA replication; DNA strand elongation involved in DNA replication
Cellular component (GO): delta DNA polymerase complex
Molecular function (GO): DNA binding
Source: RefSeq, a predicted model, not a curated record
GUUCUUCAAACGUUAGAGAUUCAGUGGCGCCAAAUGAGAGAAACUUGUCGUCUUAGAAUUGUUUAGAAAAUAUAAUAAACCAUCUUUUUAGAUAAAGGGCUGUGAGGUCCUUAUUGUCUCCAUUAUGAUUUUUGAACGACAAAACAGCAUCAAAAGUGCUGAGAAGUUACUUUCAGCUCCGAGUGAAGACCAAGAAAUCUUCCAAAGACAAACCAGCGAUUAUGAAAACAAAUCCGAGAGAUUCCAUUUAAAGGAAUUUCAAUACAUCCGUCAGUUUGCCCAUAUUUAUUCUUCGCGUCUUCUGGAGAUGAGACCGGGAUUAGAACGUGCAGCGAAAGAAAAAUGGGGUAAAGAUGUGAAAAUAAACAAACUAUAUGAACUGGAAGCUGACAAGAAAUGUGUCAUCAUUGGAACUCUGUUUAAGCUUAUGCAGCUUCAGCCAAGCAUCGUGAAAGAAAUUAGUGAAGAACACAACCUGUUACCUCAGCCCCUUCAGUCGAAUUAUACCUCAUACUCAGACCAGUUGAUAUUAGAAGACGAACUCCAAAGAAUUAGUCUGGUUGGGAAACUUGAUGUCCACAAAUGUUGUACAGGUUUUGUAAUUGCUGUGUUUGGCCAUGAACCAGAAGAUUCUCGUGGAAAAUUUCAAGUUGAAGAUUUCUGUGUUCAAAACCUUCCAUUGCAACUCCAGCGUCCAGUCAUCGAACAUGACAGAUACGUGGCUAUUUUGUCUGGUUUGGAAAUUGGCAGCAAGGAAGAGAAACAGUUUGAAAUGCAGAUGGCAUUGGAUCUAAUAACAGGGAAGUUGGGCAGUAUAUACCAACAGGAAGAUAGUUCACAGAUUGUACGUGUGAUUGUGGCUGGUAAUUCUCUCAGCAAGGACACUCAAGAUAAGGAUUCAAUCAGCAAAGCCAAAUACUUGACCCGAAACACUGCUGCUCGAAGUGUAGAUGCCAUGAAGUCUUUGGAUGACGUCUUACUGCAAUUAGUGACAAAUGUUGAUGUUGACCUGAUGCCAGGUCAAUAUGACCCUGCCAACUACUCCAUUCCACAGCAGCCACUCCAUUAUUGUAUGUUUCCAAAGAGCCAUUCUUACAACACACUACAUUUGGUAACCAAUCCUUAUGACUGUACUAUCGAAGGGACCAGAUUUUUGCUGACCAGUGGUCAGACAUUGGAUAACAUAGCUCAAUAUAGCCAGCUGGAUGAUGGUAUGGAAAUCCUUGAGAAAACCCUAAGAUGGGGUCACCUUGCACCUACAGCACCAGAUACAUUAGCCUGUUACCCUUUCAGUAUUCAAGACCCGUUCAUUGUCACAGAAACUCCCCAUGUUUAUAUUGCUGCCAACCAGAAAGAAUUCCAGACCAAACUCAUUCAAGGUGAGCGUAAUCAAGCAGUACGUCUGAUAACUGUCCCACGCUUCCAAGCAGAAUGUUCCUUUGUUCUUGUCAACCUUCGAACACUUGAUUGUGAGGUGAUUAAGCUUCAGAGUGACAUAUCACAGACACCAGCCAGCCCCCAAGUUGAUAAAUAAAUACCGCACAUGGAGAAAAUUGACGAGAAAAUCAAGACGGAUUACAUCAUCCAUUCUGCACCAAAAUCCGAAAACAUUUGGAUCGACAGCGGCAACAAAAGUAGUGGAUGUCUUGUAUUGUAAGGCCGCAGAACAGCACAGAAUGUCUCCAGCAAAAUUACAUCAGUUGUUUAGAUCAGUGGUACUCAACGGGGUCCAUAUGGCCCUUGGCAGUUGUUAUAAGAUUUUGCUGUUGAAAUUUAUGCACAAUAAAAUUUGUUACCGAUACACAAAA